AUGGAAGAAGAGAUGACGGUCAACAAGACCAAGGUUUUGGAUGACAUCCACCCCUGCUACACCUUAGAUAAUACAACUUACAUAUUUGCAAGUCACCCUUCAGUUGCGUGCCUGGCUUUGUAUGUUUUUCUCGGUUUCUUGUCACUUUGCACCGUAUGCGGGAACCUUCUCGUGAUAAUCGCCGUGGUUUGUUUCCGACAGCUACACAGUCCGACUAACUACCUCAUUCUGUCUCUAGCUGUGGCCGACCUGCUCGUGGGGAUUCUGGUUUUCCCUUUCAGUAUGGCUUUCACCGUGUUCUCCUGCUGGCAUCACGAAGGCCUGUUGUGUAAAAUCCGAGGUACCUUCGACGUCACGCUGAGCACGGCGUCCAUUUUGAACCUGUGCUGCGUUUCUGUCGACAGAUACCACGCAGUGUGCCAGCCCCUGACGUACCGGAGCAAAAUCAGCCACCGUGUUGUCGGCACUAUGGUCCUGGUAAGCUGGGGGCUUCCGGCACUGAUAGGAAUCGGAAUCACGGUGGCGGGAUUUAAUCAAGGCAAAUGUGAAGGCAGCUGUUUAAUGGACGCACUGAUAUCCACCACUCUGGCGUGCAUAUUCUCCUUUUACAUCCCAGUCAUCGUCAUGCUCAGCAUCUACUUGAGGAUAUUUCUCGCGGCGCAGAGACAAGCACGAGUCAUCCACAACUCAAAGUCAGGAGGCAUCAGUAAGAUGGAGAGGAAAGCCACCAAAACAUUGGCUACCGUGAUGGGAGUUUUUAUUCUAUGUUGGACGCCGUACUUUGUCUGUAUAAUCUUUCAGCCUUUCACUUAUCGUACCACGCCCGUCGUUGUGAUAGAGACACUGAACUGGCUGACCCUCUCCAAUUCCAUGCUUAACCCCUUCAUCUAUGCCUUCUUUUACAGCUGGUUUAGAACAGCUUUUAAACUCAUCAUGACCGGGAAAAUACUUCAGGCUGGUUUUGCUAACACCAAACUCUUUUAACUUAAGUUCUUCUGUGAAGGCUAACACAGAAUAAUGCUUGUCGCAAUUGUAACUCCGAAGCUAAUCUGUGACUGUGAUUGAGACUGUGACACGUCUGGAGGGUUCGUUCUUGGCCAGACGGAGUUCCAAGUUUACAAAGUCUUUUUCUUUGUCUUUCUUUGUCUCAAAGUCUUCCCUUUCUCUCAGAGUCUUUUUCUUUUUCAGUCCUUUGCUUUUCAGAGGCGUUCUGGCCAGCGUCUCUCCUGUGGGGGUUUUCCUGGGCCUCUAAUGGUCUCCAGCGCUCCGGAUAAAGAGACAGGUGAUUAGACAACUCGUUCCAGCUGA
Messenger RNA from Nerophis ophidion (straightnose pipefish), 1308 nucleotides. Its product is annotated as trace amine-associated receptor 1-like. The record is from RefSeq and is a predicted model, not a curated record. Gene Ontology annotation, molecular function: G protein-coupled receptor activity. Lineage: Eukaryota; Metazoa; Chordata; Actinopteri; Syngnathiformes; Syngnathidae. The transcript has a single exon. Bases 1 to 984 code for a protein of 327 amino acids. Gene Ontology annotation, cellular component: membrane. Gene Ontology annotation, biological process: adenylate cyclase-activating adrenergic receptor signaling pathway.